Messenger RNA from Neohortaea acidophila, 934 nucleotides. RefSeq lists its product as uncharacterized. The transcript has 2 exons. Lineage: Eukaryota; Fungi; Ascomycota; Dothideomycetes; Mycosphaerellales; Teratosphaeriaceae. Bases 164 to 811 code for a protein of 215 amino acids. The record is from RefSeq and is a predicted model, not a curated record.
ACACCACCCAAAGCAAGCAGCCUCCUUGCUGUCCUAUACAUAGCCGUCCGAGUUUCAUCACGCGCCUAGUCGAGUAGGUAAGUCGCAGGUCGAAACAUAGAUAUAUCCACGACCGCGGCCAGUGUCUCUAUUGUCCUCACGUUGGAAUUGCAAGUAUCUCAACAUGCGCAAGCAAGCAGUCAUUUCCUCUGCAUUCGUUGUUUGCGCUCUCGCACAACCAUCGACGCCUACUGCCACUCCUUCGGGGACUGCCGGCGCGUCGUCAACCUCUGAUCGCGCCAGCGUGACCGUCUUUCUGCCCCCAGAAGCGACGGCCGAUGGCUUCGUCGCCACCGUGGUGUCUGCAGAUCCCUGUGCAACCACCUACGGCUUUGCCUGCACUUCCGGGAGCUUUGGUGGAACCGUGCCCUUCUGUGAGCCUUCAUACACACCACAAGUGACAUACUACGGCACCCAGAGCUUUUCAAUGUCUCAUUCCUUCUCCGUUGGGGGCGGCGUCUGGACCUUUAUGGAAGGCUGCAGUAUCCAUGGCUCGACUGAGGCCGUUUGUGCAAGGACUUACCACUAUGGUGGCAGCAAGAAGGCGACGAUCAACUAUUCCACCACCACUCUGACAGGCGACGAGGUGGUCUUUGCCACGGUCCCCAUUACAGCUGGAGCCAACAAGCUGGUAGGCAUCAAGUCUACGUCUUCAUGUCCCGCCCCGAGUACGUCGACAUCUGCGGGGGCCGCCGCCGCUUCAACUGGGGGUCUCUACCGAGCCCAGCUCUUGGCGGGAGCUGCUGGUUUGCUGGUGGGAGCCGUUGUAUAAGGUGUCUUCAUAUGACACACGAUCUUUCACGUGCGAGUCCCAGCUUCGUUUCCUUCAUCAUCGCUUGUUGAUCAGACUAGCGCUUCUCUUUGUGUCCGAACCUUCUUCGCCCUUGUAAUUCCA